Molecule: messenger RNA, 597 nt
Organism: Lolium perenne
Lineage: Eukaryota; Viridiplantae; Streptophyta; Magnoliopsida; Poales; Poaceae
Source: RefSeq, a predicted model, not a curated record
AUGGCGCAGUAUACGAGCAAAUCUCGUCUAUCUCCACUCCUCUCUCCCCCCGCCGCCGCCGACGCCGGCAUGGGCAGCUACGCCUCCCACCCGCGCGCCCCGCUGCCCGACGAGCACCACCAGUCCCAAGCACAGUCGCCGACCCCCUCCCCUCCCCUCCCCUACAGUAACCCCCUCCCCCACGCCCCGAGCUCCAGCCCCCGCUGCCCCCCGAAUACCUUCGGGCGCGAGCUCGGGCGGGGCCAAUUCGGGGUCACCUACCUCGCCACCCACAAGGCCUCGGGCGCCAGGCGCGCCUGCAAGUCCAUCGCCGCCCGCAAGCUCGCCCACGCCUCCGAUGCCGAGGAUCUGCGCCGCGACGUGCAGAUCAUGCACCACCUCACAGGACACCGCAGCAUCGUCGAGCUGCACGGCUCCUACGAGGACCUCGCCAUGGAGCUCUGCGAGGGCGGCGAGCCGGUGCUACCGCUGCUGCCAGCGCGGCUCGGCAAAUCGGCGGAGGAGGACGUCCAGGCGGUGGAGGCGCGCAGGCCGGCGACUACGAGGGACCGCUCCCGCCACUCCUCCUGCCGGCGGAGCUUGAUUGCUUUUUGGUAG